AAAAAUAAAGAUGAAGAUAAAGGACAAAGGGUUAAAUGUAAGCAAUUAUGGACACAGAGCCUCUAGGCUCUAGCUGGGCCAACCUUUUUAAGCUUUGCAAUUGAUGGUCACCACCUAUGUACUUACUCAGCUGAGUGCUUGAUAAAGCAUAAUCAAGAGCCACCGAAUCACAAACAUUUUCUGAGAGUUGAGAGAAAGAGAAAGUGAAGAAGAUGGAGAUGAAACCAACAGAGAUUGGCAGUUCGAAGAUGUUUGGAGGGUACAACAAGAGAUACAAGCAUUACAGUCCAACCCUUGGAUGUUCCAUGACUUUCUAUAUCUACCUCCCUCCUUCUCCUUCUCCUUCACACAAAUUCCCUAUACUUUACUGGCUCUCUGGACUGACUUGCACUGAUGAGAAUUUCAUAAUCAAGUCAGGAGCACAGCGUGCUGCUUCAGCUGAGGGUGUUGCUCUAAUUGCCCCUGAUACAUCCCCAAGAGGUCUGAAUGUGGAAGGAGAGGCAGACAGCUGGGAUUUUGGUGUAGGUGCUGGAUUUUAUCUUAAUGCUACACAAGAGAAGUGGAAGAAUUGGCGUAUGUACGAUUAUGUUGUCAAAGAAAUGCCAAAACUCCUGAGUGAAAAUUUCCCUCAACUUGAUACAUCAAAAGCAUCUAUUUCUGGUCAUUCUAUGGGUGGGCAUGGUGCUCUGACAGUCUAUCUGAAAAACCUUGAUAAGUAUAAGUCAGUGUCUGCUUUUGCACCCAUUGCCAAUCCUAUAAAUUGUCCCUGGGGUCAGAAGGCUUUCACAAACUAUCUUGGUAACGACAAAGCUGCUUGGGAGGAAUAUGAUGCCACUUUCCUGAUCUCAAAGUUUCAUGAUGUAUCUGCUACCAUUUUAAUUGAUCAGGGGGAGGAUGACAAAUUCUUACAUGAUCAACUUCUGGCGCACAAGUUUGAAGAGGCGUGUAGGAGUGUUAAUGCUCCAAUACUAUUGCGAUUGCAGCCUGGUUAUGAUCACUCCUACUUCUUCAUUUCCACCUUCAUUGACGAUCACAUAAGCCACCAUGCUCAAGCCCUUAGGCUCUAAAUUCGUGACGUAUUCUGCCCUUUGAAAAUCUAGUGAUUUGAAGCCCAUUUAAACAACGAUGGACUAUUUUCUUUCGUUCUUUUUCCAGGGUACAACUAUUUCCUUUUAAACUACAAAACUGGUCUUGUAUGCACUGUUGUGACUAACUACUUUCAUUUCGAAAAUAGUUUGCGUAAGUAGCAGUGCGUAUUAGUGGUUGCACCUGGUGAUGCUUAUAUGAUUUUGCCCUGAAAUUGUUUC
Theobroma cacao (cacao) is the source of this 1307-nucleotide messenger RNA. It is a transcript of the gene SFGH, whose product is annotated as S-formylglutathione hydrolase. The record is from RefSeq and is a predicted model, not a curated record. NCBI's taxonomy places the organism in Eukaryota, Viridiplantae, Streptophyta, Magnoliopsida, Malvales, Malvaceae. Gene Ontology annotation, biological process: formaldehyde catabolic process. Gene Ontology annotation, molecular function: S-formylglutathione hydrolase activity. Gene Ontology annotation, cellular component: cytosol.